CAAAACAAUACCAAGGCACGGAUCAUUCGAGACAGACACGUCAGAAUACACUUAUUUUGUAAAGUUAUUUACACAACUGUUUUUCUUCAUUGAAAACCAUUUAGAAGUAGAGACUUGCAGCACGUGUAAUUAUGAAACGUACCCUGGCAGAAGUCGUGCUGGCGCUUGCUCUAGCUGCAUCUUUAGUUGUAGCUUUGCCUGUCACGCAGAAUAAAAAGGAGGAUAAGAGCAAGGAUCCAAGCAGUACACCAGGUCCGGCGGACGUAGAGGCUGCGCUGGAAUAUGAGCGCUAUUUGCGCGAGGUGGUAGAGGCACUCGAAGCCGAUCCAGAGUUUAGGAAGAAGCUGGACAAAGCACCUGAGGCCGAUAUACGUAGUGGAAAAAUCGCACAAGAACUGGACUAUGUGAAUCAUCAUGUGCGUACAAAACUAGACGAGAUAAAACGACGGGAGUUGGAGCGUUUGCGUGAAUUGGCCAACCAAGAGUUUGAGCUUAGCAAUGACAUUGACCGCAAACAUUUAAAAGUACCACAGCAUUUGGAUCAUGGCAAUGAGCAUACUUUCGAAAUCGAAGAUUUGCGAAAACUAAUACAAAAAACGUCUGACGAUUUGGCUGAAGCGGAUCGAAAGCGACGCGGCGAGUUCAAAGAAUAUGAAAUGCAAAAGGAAUUUGAGCGGGAGGCCCAAAAAAAAGAAAUGGAUGAGGCCUCUCGCAAGAAAUUCGAAGAAGAAUUAAAGGAAAAGGAAAAAAAGCACAAACAGCACGAGAAAGUGCAUCAUCCAGGCAACAAAGCCCAACUGGAAGAAGUCUGGGAGAAACAAGAUCACAUGGACAGAGACGAUUUUAAUCCAAAAACAUUUUUCUCAAUUCAUGACGUUGAUAGCAACGGCUUUUGGGACGAGGCCGAGGUAAAGGCACUUUUUGUAAAGGAGUUAGACAAAGUCUACCAAAGCAAUUUGCCCGAGGAUGAUAUGCGCGAGCGGGCCGAAGAAAUGGAGCGCAUGCGGGAACAUUACUUUCAGGAAACGGACACCAAUCAUGAUGGCCUUAUCAGUAUAGAUGAGUUCAUGCAGCAAACUGCAAAAGAGGAGUUUCAAAAGGAUCCUGAGUGGGAAACGAUUGAUCAACAGCCGCAGUUUUCACAUGAGGAGUAUUUGGAGUUUGAACGACGACGUCAGGAGGAAGUGCAGCGCAUGAUUGCUCAAGGUCAACUUCCCCCACAUCCCAAUAUGCCUCAAGGUUAUUAUGCAGUGCCACCACCAAGUGGUGUGACCUAUCACGCGCCAUCCCAAGGUGCUCAACUACAUUACCAGCAACCAAAUCAGUUGCACGCGCAGCAGCAGCAACAGUAUGAACAUCAGCAACAACAAUAUGCCCAACAGCAACAGAAUCAUGGCCAACAAUACCAACAGCAGCAGUAUGGGCAGCCACAGCCCGUUCAAUUGAAUCCCGAUCAAGUGUAUCAGCAUGCUGGACAGAUACCAGAACACCAGCAAGCGUAUCAGCAGCAACAGCAGCCGCUAAUCUAUCAGCAACCUAGCCAACAGCAACCUUCACAACAGCAGCCUGUAUAUCAGCCAGUGCAACCGGCUGUCCAACCAGGGCAAGUGCCUGCGCAACAGCAACAGCAGCCUGUAUAUCAGCCUGUUCAACCGGCUGUCCAACCAGGGCAAGUGCCUGCGCCACAACAACAGCAGCCCGCCCAGCAACAAGCGCAUCAACAAAUCAACAAUCAGUCGCCUUCGCCUCAGCAAAACCAACAGUUACCAGUUCAGCAACAGCAACAGCAAUCUAAGGACCAGGUGCUUCAGCAUGAUCCUUCUAAGCAACAACAAAAGCCAGAACAACAAAAACUGCAACAUUAACCACAACAUUCCUGUUGUCGCAUUUUCUGCUAAAUUCUCGGUAUUCAAAAAUGCAAAGCAAAUAUUUACUAUGUAUCUCAACUUACAAAUUAGCUGCCGAUUGCAGCUUUGUCUUUCCAUUACAGAAUUUUUUAUGCUUUUAUACUUUCUGUUGAUUCCCAUAAAUACCCUGUGUACAUAAAUCAAACUAAUAUAAAUUACUGAUCAUACAAAAAAUACAAAAA
Molecule: messenger RNA, 2089 nt
Organism: Drosophila virilis
Lineage: Eukaryota; Metazoa; Arthropoda; Insecta; Diptera; Drosophilidae
Gene: NUCB1
Product: Nucleobindin 1
Cellular component (GO): extracellular exosome; endoplasmic reticulum-Golgi intermediate compartment
Molecular function (GO): calcium ion binding
Source: RefSeq, a predicted model, not a curated record